GCACAGGAAUUCGUCACACGGCAAACAUUCGGCCCUGUUAACUACAGAUAUUGUUACUCUGCAGCGAACAAGAGCUAUGGUAAAGGUUGUCAUAGCUUGGAUGUUGUAUCGCAUCGUGCUGCCCAUCGUUCUUCUUUCCGCUGUACUCCUUCGCUACAACGUAAUAUCCCUGCUGUACCUUUUGCUGCUAUUGGCUAAUCCACUGACGUCAAGCCCUACGGUCAAUAGAACAACAGCUCCUGCUAUUUACCUGAAAGUCAUCUUGGCAACCUGCGCAGUGGUACACCUCUGUCAUAUCGGUUACCACGUGUUCUUGCUGGCAACGGCACCUCAAGUGGAGGAGCUAGAUACGUGCUCUAAACAGCAGCGUCUCCUAGCUGUCCUCGGCAUCGACCGCUUGGAGGGCCUUACUCUGGUGCAGGUCUUCCGCCUAUUCGGACUAGACCUCGUCGUCUUCGUAGUAGCUGGGGCAACUUUAUUUUGCUGCCCACGACUAGAUAAUUUCCCUACCGAGCACAUACUACAACCUCCACAACAUGACCGCAGCCGACUUGCUGGCCGUUUCUUUGGAGCGUCAACUCUUCUCUUUUUAAUGGCUGCGGCGGGAAGCUUUCGCUGUUCCCUAUUAUCCAUGGCGUAUUUCCUCACCUUUCUUUUCGUGGGAACAUGCCUAGCCCUUCAUCGCCACCUGGACGACAGUUUCUCCAGAAGACGCUUCCUGCUCUUGUUGUACAGUGGACUGCAUAUAGUGAUGGUGUAUUUCUAUCAGUUGGACUACGCGCAGGAGCUUAUUCCACCUACCGAACUUCAGUGGAGGCUACUGGGGCUCCCGGCGCUACGGAAACCUAUCUGUGACACAUCGCUGUUCGUCAAUGAUACAGCAUCUGAUGUACGCGCAUUACAAUUCCAUGACCAGGACUGGAUUACAUACGCGGAAUGCUUUGCAGUGAUUGCUCUCUUCUAUGUCGCCGCAAUUAUGACUCGUACCCAGAUGCUGCAACCCUCAGUUUCUAAGACAGAACGUCCCUCGCUGACAGUGGAGUCAUCCAUAUUACCUUGCGAAGCCGAUACGAAGGCACAGACAAAUGCUUCCACGACAAGCAACUACGUCGACGCCGACGCAAACGAUCUGGACGAAGACAUCUUCCUGUCUUGUAACACUAACAAGACAGAAAACAAAUCGUUACGAAGCGGCAUGACUGUUCCCUGCUGUGUGAUCCCCCCAGUACCCAACAGCGCUCGGAGCAGGAAGUGGAUGACUACUUUGUGCCAGUAUCUCACUUUGCUCUCUGGCGCGAGCCAUGUGCUCACUUUGGUGGCCAUGAUGGCCUGGAGCAUCACCUAUGCUUCCUGGUUGACCUUCGUGUUUCUGCUGUGGUCCUGCAUUCUGUGGAUGACGUCCAACACGCGUCGAGCUUGUUUGCGGACGUCUCCAGCACUGGUUGCAUACGCAGAGCUUUUGCUACUACUUCAGUAUGUCUUCAGCUUCAACGUGACUGACACGGAGUUGCCACAGUUUUCUCAUUUGGGGCUGAUAAAGUAUCACGAGAGCUCAUAUCGCGCACUCUUCGGCAAGAUGUCAUACACCAUAGUGUUCUGGAUAACUUUAUAUCAGUACAUGGAUGAGAGGCACCGUGGAUCUCCGAGUGACAUUUCGGGGGCCCACAAAAGAGAACCGUGUCAUGAUUCAGGGCCCAUUCUCAACAUGGAUGCAGACGCUGCUGAUACUCAGCCGAAGGUUCGUCGACGAGCCAACCCAAAGCACUGGUGCUUCUCAGGCUGUGGUCUUUGGUUUCCUGCCAUUUCGCUUGGACUGGUAGCACUCGGGGGUUCCAGGGUGGUUGUAUACAGGGUGGUCUAUCUAUUUUUCUUUCUUGUCUUCCUUCUGAUGUUCCAGCUAUCCUACAACCUCUGUGUAGAGGUGAUGUACUGCUUUUGGAUGGCGGUCGUCAUCUAUACGAUGACUGUGCUAGUCCUCGUCUACACGUACCAAUUCGAACGAUUUCCGUCCUACUGGGAAGAAUACCUCCACGUACCUCCGGAUAUACAACGUGACUUGGGGCUCGAGAAGUAUUCGACAUACGAUAUGUGUAUGGCGUUCUUGGUUCCCACUUCGGUAUUGAUCAUUGCCGUAUGGCAGCUCAACUGGCUUCGUGAAGAUUCCCUCAAGGCCAACCAAGGGACUUACACAAAGCAGCAGGGAUCCGAAAGAGGUGUCAUGGGGGAGCAAUGUGGAGUACAGGGCGCGCAUGUGACUGACGUCAGCGGCUUAUCGAUUGGUCUGCUUCCUCAAGCAAUCCGUGAUUUCCUGCGUUCUUGGACAUGCAUGGAUAAACUUCGCAAGUUCCUGAAUGACGCCAGGGAAGUCUCAUGGCGGUUGCUCGAGGUCCACGUUAACAAGAUCGUCUUCUUUUGCGUCACAUACGUAUCUGUUUACGAUGUAUGCGUGCCGCACUUGUUCUUCGUCGUAUUCGUGGUACUGGCACUCCCCUCCCCUUCGCUCCAACUACUCUUCUCCCACUGUUGUUCAUUGUGGGCAUCGAUAUUGUUCCUCGUCAGAACCAUCUACCAGCUUGGAUUCGUUGGAAUGGAGUACAGUUCAACCAACUGCGCAGUUCCGUACGGACAUCAUGCCACCGAGUCUUCGACGUCGCCACUUAACGCCACGCAAACAAACGCCAUGUGGUUUGGACUCAGAAAAACAUCAAAUUACUUUUCCUAUUGUAAGCCGUACAUGGUGUUGGUUCUGGUGUUCACGGCACAAGCCAUCGUGAGGCACAGGCAAGACUACCACCGGGCCCAUCAUGGCGUUUUCGAACCGAAACCUGGCGUUGUUUUUUCCUUCGUGGCUCGCCGCGACGCUGAUAACAGCAUCCCGGAGUGCGCUAUGUUUCUUGUCAACUGUUUCUUCUACAAAUUUGGUAUCGAGGUGUCCUUUGUAGUAAUGGUCUUCUGCAUGGGACAACGUAUGGACGUGUACGCCUUGGUGACUUCCAUAUGGCUCUGCGUCCUGUUCUUGCUUCGGACGCACCAGCUCAGCCGUAUAUGGCCGUGCUACGUGACCUACCUCUGCGUCGUGAUGCUUCUCCAAUAUAUCGCGGUCGUGGGCCUGCCGCCGGAACUUUGCGUUGGCUACCCCUGGAGUGAUCCAUCGCGCAAGACACUUCACGAAGCGGCACUGUGGCUCUACCUGCCAGAUUACAAGAAACCUCCAGACCCAAGCAAAAUCCUCGUGGACCAUCUGCAACUGAUGGUAGCUUCCUGCCAGCUCUUCGCCUUUUCUCUGGAACGCUCCCAGAUCAUAACCCACCACGGAGGUUCUAACGCAGAGAUCUACGAUAAGCACGGGCGUUUCGUAGGAAUCUCACCCAAUCCCGUCCCGGACUUCGUCACCUAUGCCACAUCCUACUUAUCAGUGAUCCAGUCCUGUGCGUUUUUCUCCUCUUAUUGGAUGACUUUGGCCGUGAUGUUCCUGGCUGGCACUAGCCGCGUCUCUGUUUUCGCAGUGGGCUAUGUCCUGGGAUGUCUCGCCUUCCUCUGGAGUGGGAGCGACUUCUUCCUCAGGCCGAUGAAUACAUUGCUCAAAGAGUGGAACAUGUUGCUGGCGUACAACGUCGCGGUGAUCUUCUUCAAGAACGUUGCGCAGGUGGCAGCGUGCGUUUUUCAGGACUACUUGCUCAACAACGCCUGCUGGAUUGUUCAUGUGCUUGGAAUAGUAUGCCUGAAGAGUGAACAACCUGAGCUUCAGCCAAGCGGGGAAUCAAAUGAGAACAGCGAUGGAGUUCGUCACGCACCAUCACCUUCGGAGGUCGGCUUGUUUUGGGACGGCGUCUGUCUGGCGUUCUUGCUGGCACAGAAACGGCUAUUUACAUCCUACUACUUCCAACAUAUUGUCAUCGAAGUCCUCGUGCAACAACACCUGGCAUCACGAGGGUCUGAAAUGAUUAACGAGAUGGAGCGUGAGGACUUUGAGCAGCAACGGAAUCGUGAACAAGAACACAUUGAGAAGAUCAGGCUGAAGACUGAGAAAUUGCGUGUCUGCCAGCAACAGUUGCGCCCCGGCGAUGAGAGGCUAGAGACUCACUAUGAAGCUAUUCGCUCCGGGGACCACUAUAUGUUCGACGAGCCCACGGAGUUGGAACUAGACAUGGAAGCCGCUGACGGCAAAGGACGCCGAAUGAGGGAUGAGGACGAGGAUGUCGAAGUCCGUGGCCUAAACGCGUUUCUGACUUCCGCGAUGAAGUCCGACAACUUGCGUCGUGACCCCAGGGAGCUUGCAUGGUGCAGAUUGAGAGCAACACGACGAGCUCCUACAACCAGCGAAUCCUCGCUGGGUUCGAAGGAAGCGCACCCGCUAAUCCCAGCAACAGCAAAGUCGGAGACCGCCCACACGGCAGAAAUUUCCAAGCGCCCAUCUGCGGCCGAGACUGCUGGACUGCCUCCAACUGGCUCAAGAGGAAGAGAACCCAGGGAAGAACGUCUGUCACGGCGGCUGUUAGGCCACGUAGCCUUUUUGAUGGCCCUUAUCGACAGCAUGCUCAUCACUUGCACAGCCAAGUUGAACGAGGUAUCACGUGACUACCGCUACGUCGUCAGGCGCUUGGGGGAGGAGAAGCGACUGUAUAAAAUGCAGUAUACGAGCGGCCUAGCCACCGAAACAAACAAAGUCCACACGGCUUCGCCAACGCACCACUUUCAUGAGCGUUACGAAGAAACGCAAGGGUCAUCACAGGAACAUCUUCCAGAAUCUUGCUUGCUCGGUGCUGAAACGUCCCACUGGGGAUCUGCCACACAUAGGCCGUCGGUCGUCCGAUUCUUCGUCGCGUGCUAUUAUGCUGUAAUGUCGCAUUCCGAGGUAGCGUGUUACCUGGCGAUCGUCGUGAACCAGAUGAUGACCGCGAGCCUCCUUUCCCUUCCUCUUCCCCUCAUGGCUUUCCUGUGGGGUUCGCUAUCCGUCCCCCGCCCGUCCAAGACGUUCUGGAUCACCGUCAUCACGUACACCGAAGCCAUCGUGGUAGUCAAGUACAUUUUCCAGUUUGACACCUUCGACUGGAGAACAUCUUUUAUUGUUGGGAUUGCUGAGCUGAGCGGGCAUGACUCGUCUUACGCGUUCUACGACUUGGUCCUGCUGCUCUUCGUUUUCCUGCAUCGAUUUGUGCUCAGAACUGAGGGCUUGUGGAGGGAUAGCACUACUUUCACCGAUGCGUCUGAAGCCUCUUCCAUGAGCUGUGCAACACUGACACUACACGCAAUGGAGCUGCCUGAAGAAAAUGAAGGUGUGAAUACUAGUACGGAGGAAAGUAGGAUUCUUAGAUACUCUACGCUCCAUGCCAGCGACAUCUUUAGACGGGUCGGUAAUUACACAGUACCGUUCAAGACUUUCUUCGUGGAUCUCCUCCAUCCGACGCACAGGAUACCUGCUGAUGUGUAUGCCUACAUGUUCGUGUGUGAUUUCGUGAGCUUGUUUAUUUUCCUUCUCGGGUCCUCAACGUAUAGUGAGGGUAGCACCACAGUCGACAACGGCGCAGAGAACGGCGCAAGCAAAGGGGUUCUAGUGCCGUUGCUGAUGAUACUAGCGCAGCUCUCGCUGGUCAUUGUGGAUCGGGCGUUUUAUCUGCGCAAGUACGUCCUCGGGAAGCUCGUUCUCCAUAUCUUCAUCGUUCUCGCCGUCCACGUGUGGCUAUUCUUCGUAGUUCCUGCCUUGACCCGUCGCGCCUUUGUGGACGAUCGGAACGCGACCCUCCAACUCUGGUAUUUCAUAAAGUGCGUCUACAUCUUGCUGUCGGCAUACCAGAUUCGGUCGGGCUAUCCGACCUGUGUCUUGGGAAACUUCCUUUGUAAGAAAUACAACUACGUCAACUACGUUUCUUUGAAAGGAUACAUGUUUGUGCCAUUUCUCUACGAACUACGCUCUCUGAUGGAUUGGUUGUGGACGGAUACAAGCUUGAGUUUGAGUUACUGGCUGAAGGUGGAGGACAUAUUCUCUACGAUAUUUUUCGUCAAGUGUAUGCGACGUGCAGAAAUGUACUAUCCAACACCACGAGGGCAAAACCGUGGCUCGCUCACAAAGUACGGCCUUGGUGGAAUCAUCCUGCUUGGUAUUAUCAUCGUGGUGUGGAGCCCCCUAAUGCUCUCUGUGCUGUCCAACUCUGCUGGCGAGUCGCUUUUGCCAUCUCAGUUUACGAUGGAGCUACAGAUUGGAAGCUAUGAGCCGCUCUUCAAGGUCAGCCUUCAGGGUAACGCUCUGCAGCCCAUGCCUUCUGGUGCCUGGCUACGCAUGCAGAGGGAGUCUCAGGCAACAUCGGGUGGCCAGAUAUUUAUGAACGAUUAUGAUAGGCAAGACGUCGCCGUGGUGACAAUCCAUUGGAAUUCCACAGGGUUUUGGGCCAUCAGCCCUCCUGCUCGAAAGAGACUCAUUGAAGAGCUUAACCUAUCAGCACCUGGGCUUCAAAUGAGCAUCAAGUGGGAGAUCACGCGUGUUCUUGUGGAUGACUUUAAUAAGACUGAAACACAAAGCACAAGGAGCACCAUACAGGUCGUGCCGCUGUCCGAUUCUACAGUGCGGCAAGAAUUCGCACGUGCAAUUUCCGGGGAUGACACGAGUGACGUCAUAGUGCGUGGUGUACUGCCGAACUACCUCAUGAUGUCGGACGGUAAACUGGAAGUGGUAAUCCUGGAUCACGCAGACAUGUAUCGAGAUUUCACACUGCGUCUGCGCACCGGAUCCUUCGAUAACAAGAGCGCCCCCAGCGAGUGGUGGGAGCUCGAGGAGCAGUGUAGCAAGGGCCCGCCAUAUCCAUUCUUGUCCAGCGAGCAAGCUUCCUGUUCCCACCUAAGAAUGAUCGUCUUCUGUGAGAAGGUGAAACCGGACAAUGGCGGGCAAGGGAUCAUAGGCCUAUACGCAACUUUCGUACUUCUGGUGUCAAGCUUGCUACGCGGUUUCUGGGCGACCUCUGCAUUUAAGAUUAUGAUCGACGACGUGCCUAACGUGGACAGAAUCUUGCAACUCUGCCACGACAUCUACCUUGUGAGACAGAGCAGAGAGCUACUUCUGGAAGAGUACCUGCUCGCCAAGCUUCUCUUCCUGUGCCGCUCACCAGAGGCGCUCAUAAAGUGGACGCGGCCUCUAUCCGCCGCGCAUGGGACCGCAUGAUAUCGUGCUACUCGAUGCAUCUUUCCUUGCGCUAUAAGUGGCUUUGCAGAUAUGCAAAGAAAACUAUGACACGGCUCAUAUGUCCUCAGUGUUCCGCUAACUCACACACAUUUCAAUAACGUUCGUUGCAAAAGUGCCGUUUGCGCUGCUGCGAACGCUUAUUUUGUAGCAGCCUUCGCAACUGUACAAUACGCUAAUGAUUUAAUUAGAACAGUGGAAUAAAUCGAACUAGUUGAUCGACAA
Molecule: messenger RNA, 7396 nt
Organism: Ornithodoros turicata
Lineage: Eukaryota; Metazoa; Arthropoda; Arachnida; Ixodida; Argasidae
Product: piezo-type mechanosensitive ion channel component-like
Exons: 39
Coding region: 77-7153 (2358 amino acids)
Cellular component (GO): membrane
Molecular function (GO): mechanosensitive monoatomic ion channel activity
Source: RefSeq, a predicted model, not a curated record